Messenger RNA from Exophiala dermatitidis NIH/UT8656, 3506 nucleotides. RefSeq lists its product as uncharacterized. The record is from RefSeq and is a predicted model, not a curated record. Lineage: Eukaryota; Fungi; Ascomycota; Eurotiomycetes; Chaetothyriales; Herpotrichiellaceae. The transcript has a single exon. The coding region runs from base 818 to 2389 and encodes 523 amino acids.
CUGCGGGCUGCGGGCUGCGGGCUGCAGCUCCACGGCACACAAGUUUUCUCUUUCGAGCGGACCGUCCAACGGUAGAGGCCAAGAGACCACUCACUGCGAGGACUACGGACUACCACGACCACUACUAGUACCACUAUCACUGCUAGCACUGCGCUCUAACCUCUCACAGCGACUGGGGAAGAGGCUACAGCCACUGCUGGCAGCUGAGUCUGAGUACUACGACUUUCUUAGCACUGCUACUAGUUGUACUGCUGCUGCUCAAUCCUCAAUUCUUCCUCCCCACGUUCGACCUUGCUCUGCUUCUCACAACACACGGACCAAACACCUCGUUUUCUUUUCAUCUCUGCAUCCCACCGCUCGAUCGCAUUCGCCGUUUCCUAACCUCGUACACAUGGCACUCGACUGAUGGCACAGAAGGCAAACAGGGACAAUUGCGCGACCAUACUGUCUCAACCAACCAAAAGAAGCAUCACCAUCGCGCCACUGCACGCACACCAACCUGGGCCAACUUCUGCCCUGCGUCGUGUUUGUCACCAGCUCAGGCCUCAACUCUAGAAGCGAUCUACUGCAUAGACAGACACCUCGGCCAGCACAGUCUUUACACGUCUACACGUCCACACGUCCACACGACCCGACUCGACUCAACUCGCUUGUGAAUCAUUCAACCACUGUCCCCAGCCAUCAUGCGCGCCGCUGUCCGACUGUGACCUAGACCAGUUCAUGAACGCCUCUCCUUCGAUUCUUGCAGUACUUCUAUUUGGGCAUCCCCCAGACACUCGCUCGCUACUAAAAAUUAAUACUGUCUGUCACUACUACCAUGGAUAAUCAUGCACCGUACUCGCAAAUCGCGAAUGCGCAAACCGCUCAGUCAUCGACGUCCUCGGUCAACCUUUCGUCACCUACCACGUCGACGUUCUCCAAAGGCCACUCGUCGCGAGGCUCCAAUUCUUCCUCGACCUCGUCGCCUAUACCGCGAGAGUCACUUGACAUGUAUGGUGCGCCGAAGAGGUUGGAAGAUGUAACAGAGGACCCUCAAGAAAGAGACGAGUUCGAAGGAUACACUGUGGUUAAUGACAAGAUGUAUGAUUGGAAUGACUACGAUAAGCCUUUCUCGAGCCAUCACGGUCAACCGUCUCCCCCAAGUUCUCCCGGACGGCCGCAGUAUGAAUGGAGCUUGAGAGACAACGAGGACGACUGGCACUCUCCUGCCGCCGCCGGACUCGGUCUGUUCAAACGCCGCAAGUCGAUGGAACAUCCAACCACUGUCCAUCGCCACCGCUUCAGCACUAGAUUCGGUUCCAUUUCGAGAAGGUGGAAGAACCGAUCUGCCCCGGGCCCGCAGCUGUCAAUUGCAACGCACAUCGACUCUCCUAUUUCUCGGUCAGGGUCGUUCAAGUCGUCACAAGUCUGCAGUCCGGCAAUGAGCAUCAUUUCCAAACGUGAAAGCUUGGUCCCUUCGUCGCCUGUCAUCCCGGAAACGAGUGAAGUGUCAUUUGAGCCGGCAACAAGCCCAGUCGAGAUAGAGCAAAAGCCGUCCGAGGAAGAGGAAGAGGAAGAGCCAUGUCAAGCAACCACCCCACUACUGCCACCUAUCUUGACCGACAUCGGCAAAGAAGACGAGCCAGUCCAUUCUCCGCUUCAGUCACCUGCAAUUGCACCUACGUCUGCAGUGAUGAGCUCCCGAGCCUCGAUCGAGGGUUCACUGUCGUGUCUGCCGUCGCCACCUCUUUCGACAAAACCAUCAAUGGUCUCAAUGCACGCCAGAUCCCGCACAAACACCAUGACAAGCUCGCCCUACGGCGACGUCCCAACGAUGCAGCUCCUGGACGACCUGUCCGAUCCUUGGGCAGUUCGACUGGGGCACGCUAACUUCACCAUCUAUCCGGAGCCAUACGUUCCCGAGACCAUUGAUCUGGAGUCAUAUACCGACUUCCGCAACAACUGGGACCAAGCCCGAACCAAUUACGCUAAGCACAUCACCCGCACUGCUGAGCACUAUGGCUCGACCUCGAAAGUGUACAAACUUACCGAGGAAAAGUGGGCGAGUAUUGACGAGAUCUGGAAAAAGCAACAUACGCUUAUGCGCAAUGUCCUUGCUCCAGUCCUGGCUCGUCUGAGCAGUGGCGAAUCGUCCGAUGCGCUACAGGACUCCGUCGCCUCCAGUACCGUUCUGGAAAACCCCAGUACCAAAAUGGUAUUGCCAGUCAUUGACGACAAGAGUGGCAAGUUUCCUGAAUUGGGCGAUGGAGAGAUUGUAGGGCCGAUGUCCGUUGCUCGGCCGCGCGGUAUGACGGGUCCCGCGACCAAAGGCGCCGAACCGAGAAGUCCACCUCUGUCCCCGCACAAGCGGAAUCUUCUCAAAAUCAUCUCCGACAUUUUCAAGACCUGAAGGCACUGUACAAACGUGUACUAUCGAAACGACAACAGCAACAAUCACAGUGACAACAACACCUUGUAUAAAUCAUACCCUUUCAUCAAGUAUACAGAUGCCCGGGAAAAGUCUCUACCAGGCCAUGGCGCUGCUGCGCUUAUGUUCCAAACGGUUUCCUUCAGCGGCGUUCUUGAUUGACGGACCGAACCUGCCACUGAGCAGUAACAUCCUCAGUACACUGUCUCCCGUCUACAAUUUGCAGACUGCAAUCCUGGUCCUGAGAGAAAAACCGGAACGUAAGCAGAAAUGACUGAGCAGCCACCGGGUAUCGUCAUCCAUCCACAAAAGCCCAAGAGGAUUCCUUGGGUAAUCUAUUCCCAAUUGAUAUUGUUGGUACUUGUAUAUUUUCGGCAAGUGUUACGACACAACUUACGAUACGACACUCCUUUUUAUGAUACACGACAGCAAAGGCCCUGCGUGGGCCAUUAACGACUUGCAACUUCAGCACAGCGAAGUGAUUUGAACACUUGCCACUACGACACUCCCUUUACUUUUCUAUGGAACAUGAAACCAUGAGAUACCAUGCACUUUGCAGCGAUUUGCAUGACGACUUGCGGCUUCAGCACAACGAAGUUUUUGGAUCAUUAACAGCGCAACCACGGUCUUCGAGAAGAGCGAUUGUUCGGUGGAGUGUAGAACGGACUCGGUCUCAGGACAAAACGGAUAUCAAAAGAGAGAUAUUUCGAUUAUUUUGUACAGGAGUUCUUGGAGCAACAUCAAAACAUCCUUUUGCGGAAGGAUGGAGGAUGGAUGGCUUUGCUCAAUGGCGGCUUAAUACAUGGCCUGGAUUGAUUGCUCACGUCGUGAUGUCUCAUUCUCCCACUGUUGAGUUGCAGGAUGGAAAAGACGAGCGAUGCACGUUGUCAAUCCACGAACGUAUGUAUUCUAGCGCAGUCGCUCAAUUCAAUGUUUAUCAGAUACAUUACAGAAUGUUGGUGUUCUCUGCGUCUGGGAGGUGCGGCAGCAAGAAGGGACCGAGAGAAUGGGAGAUGGAAUAGGUGUCAGUUAGGUGUUGCUGCUGUUGUACCUCCUAUCGCGAUCAUGCAGAACCAAUCAAAACAUUCAACAAGAGGAA